This is a messenger RNA of Protobothrops mucrosquamatus (brown spotted pit viper), 2221 nucleotides long. RefSeq lists its product as uncharacterized. The transcript is spliced from 8 exons. The record is from RefSeq and is a predicted model, not a curated record. The coding region runs from base 1 to 2022 and encodes 673 amino acids. NCBI's taxonomy places the organism in Eukaryota, Metazoa, Chordata, Lepidosauria, Squamata, Viperidae.
AUGCCAAUUUGGAAGACAGCAACCUUGGGUAAAAAUGUGACACUUCAAUGUGAGAUCUCUGAUUACCCUCCUCCAGAACUGGAUAUCAAAAAAACAACGUUCAUCUGGUAUUUGCAAACAUCUGAAGGGAAUAAAAUAGAAAAACUUUGUUCAGUUAUUGCUGGAGAACAUUCUUCAAAUAGAGCUGGUUCAAGGCUGGAUACAAUUCAGUUAAAAAAUGGAAAUGCCGCCCUUUUCCUUCCACAAAUACAGCUGAAUGAAGAGGGCAAAUAUAUUUGUGUUGUGAUUACUGCUUCUCUUAGAGCUGAAGGAGCCACGAUUUUAGAUCUAGUUGAUCCACCAUCCGUGGAAAUGGUGGGCAGUGAAGAACUGAAGCAUCAGGAAGAAACGCCGUUACAAUGCUUGAUUUCACACUUUCGACCGAAGCCUUUGCAUGCAGACCUCUUCUUAGUAACUGAACCCCAGAAUACAAAACAGAAAAUAGCCUCUUGGGAUACAACAUCAGCUGAAGAACCUAUGGAAGAUGAUGAAAAUGUCCUCCUCCUCAGGAACUUGGAGGACAUGUUUAAAGUUUAUCCCGAGUUGAAAUCAAAACCAAAAAAGUAUUUUGACUUCCAGUGGAAAAUCUGCAUAAAUCCAGAUAUACAGAAGCUGGAGAAAUUCGAACUUUUAUUGGAAGUUAAACAUAGGGGCUUUCAGCAUGGAUUGGGCACUGAAAGGAAAUCAUUUAAAGUCAUAGCCUUACCAAUGCUUCAUAAAGUUCAUUGUUCCACAAAUGUGCCAAGACUAAAUGAACCACUCAUUCUUAGUUGCAAAAUUCAUUCUUAUUUUCCGGACACCCUUGAAGUCUGUUGGAGUAACGAUGAUGGAAUUCUAGACAGUUCUUUUUCAACUCCACCCACAAAAGGUGCUGAUGGGUUUUACUUUUGCAUCAGCAAGGUCCAAUAUUGCCCCCAGGUGGUAGAUUCUGGAAAGAGGUUUGUCUGCAGAGUUAACCUUGAAGGCUCAAAAGCAUACAAAAAAUCUACAUGGCAGAUGAACACUGUGGAACGUGCCCCCAAAGUUUGCAAAAUUGAAUGUAAGCCCCCUAUACCCGAGUGUGGGAAACCCAUCACAUUGAGUUGCUCAUUGACAGACUACCAUCCACCUGAGUGUGACAUUUAUUGGAGAAAAGGCUUUGAAGAGCUCACGGAUGCUACAGUUAAAACAGAGGAGCCCCAGUUGGACCAAACAUCAAAGCUGUACUCCAGGACAAGUGAAAUAACCUUUAUACCCAGCGCAGAAGACCAUGAAGUAGACUUCUUUAUUGAAAUAAAUCACUGUAACAAAAUUUUACAGGAGAGACAUACAGUCAUGCUGCAAGAUUUUCCCAAACUUUCAAAUAUUGUUAUUGAACCAAAUGAUGCAGAUUAUGGAGAAACUGUAAAUUUAAUUUGUGACAUCACGGAUUUCAAUCCUAAAGAAAUUUGUGCUCAGUGGUUCCUGGGAGAUGAAUCAAUAACGAAUGGUGCAGUCACAGAGAAUUUAGACAUGGCCUCUAAUGGUUGUUACAAAUUAAAUUCUGUGUUGAAACUAAAAGCUACUGCUUCAGUUUGUGAUAAGGCCAUUUGUUUCAAGGCGAGCCAUGCAAGAUUGACAAAACCUAUUACAAGAAAAGUAUAUCUAAAACUUCCAGCCAAACGGCCUGUUUUGUCUGAAAUAAAGGCAACUGCAGAUCAUCAGAAUAUCUUCCUUGAAAUUUCUAUAUCACAAUUUGCACCUCAUGAUAUACAAGUCAGAUGGUACCAAGGCUGGAGACAAAUAUAUGAAAAGAUCAAUCCCAGGAAGGUUACGAUUGGAGAAGAUCACUUAUGUUAUUUUGUUAGUAAAAUACGCUUCGAUCCAAAAUUACUUAGCUUUGGGAAGACAAUACGAUGUGAAGUUAAACAUCUAACAUCUACUGAGGAAAAAAGCUUAACACUGAAUACAACAGAUUUUUCUGAACUUCUUGAGGAAACCCAACAUCAUCACCCUGAGUCAUAACCAUUAUGAACUCAUUCAAAAGCGCUGUCCAGCCACCAUGGUCAGAAUAAUCCAACCUGCCCCUGGAGAAGGAAGAACCCCUACAAAACAUCUAUGAGGCCUGUUGUAAAGACUAUUCUAGCCAUCUGUUGGAUAAAACUGAACUCACUCUGAGUUAGACUUCAGCUAUGCAAGUGCCUUCUGUCAACGCUGUUAACAU